Eremomyces bilateralis CBS 781.70 is the source of this 2241-nucleotide messenger RNA. RefSeq names its product heterokaryon incompatibility Het-C. Lineage: Eukaryota; Fungi; Ascomycota; Dothideomycetes; Eremomycetales; Eremomycetaceae. The transcript has 3 exons. The record is from RefSeq and is a predicted model, not a curated record. The coding region runs from base 1 to 2241 and encodes 746 amino acids.
AUGGCGAUCCGUAUCUCCCCCUCUUUUUUCCUGCUGAGCAGCAUCAUCGUGAUCCUCAUCCUGCAAGCUCGCCCUGCCAAUGCCUUUGGUGCCGGAAACAUUGCCUCCAUCUCCAAGAUCGAAGGUCAGAACUGGCGUCAUGGCGACAUCGAAGACACCCUGCUUGGUUUGCUGAUGGCCCGCUCGGCCGGCGGCAAGAAGUUCUCCAAGAUGGACGUCAAGCGCGUGUAUUUUGGGAACUGGCUACGUGACUACUCUCAGGCAAUCGAUGUUGGCACCGUGAAGCACGUUAGCGGCGAGGCUAUCCGCCUCCUUCUCUGGAUUCUCGGGUUCCUUAGCUUUGGAUUUGGCACCCGCGAGUUCGAAGUCACCGAGGAGAGGCUGGGCUGCUACCGUCCGGAAGAGCACAUUGAUAACCCAAAGGAUUAUGCGGACAACUUAGAUGCUCGUCGCUACGAUCCCAGGCUUCGUGGCCCAGUCGACGAGCGCCGUGAGCUGGACAUUGAUCAACGUACAGGCCUCAAGAACUACAUUGCCUCCGAAGACCUUGGCAUUGCGACUUCUUCCGGCCUUAUUCGAGAUCUCUUUGGACGCUCCAUCGAUCUUGGUCGCAGGUAUGCCCGAAGCAAAAACAAGGACGAGCUUUGGGAAGCGCUGCGACUGAUGGGCACUGGUCUGCACUGCUUGGAAGACUACUCUGCGCAUUCCAACUACACGGAGCUGGCUCUCAUUGAGCUGGGCGAGCGUGACGUCUUCCCCCACGUUGGCCGGCGUACUCAGGUCCAAAUCCAGGGAGCUCGUGACGCCGUCUACCCGAUUGUGACUGGAACGUUCGGAGGUGUUGACUUCCUCCACUCCGUGAUGGGCGAAGUGUCGGACAAAGUGACCCAAUCCGAAAUGGAUGAGCUCGAAGGCACCAUGAACUCGACUCAACAGCAACAGAAUGGGAGCAUGCUCAAGGAUUUCCUCGACAAGCUUCCCAGCGGUCUGUUUGGCGGCGACGACGAGAAGAAGAAGGCCGACGAUCUCCAGGCGAAUGCGGCUGCUGCUCAGAUGCAGAACAUGAACAUCUCGCCGAAGCAGCCGGAGGAGUUUACGCGCCAAAUCAGCGAGAUCAUGAAGACGCAGGUCUAUCCGAUCAUGGCGUACCACGAUGAGAUCAUGCACAGCAUCACCGAGACGAUCGAGAAGAUCCCUAUUCUUCCCGACCUUCUCGAGCAAUUCACCGAGCAACUCAACCUCUUCGUCUUCUCCCUACUCGCUCCGUUUGUCCUCCCCAUCAUGAGCCAAAUCAAGAACGAGCUCGCCACCGGUAGCAGUGAAGUCAUCACCUCGUCCCGUGAGGCACAGCACAUCGUCUUCAACAACGACUCUUGCACCGACCCUACCCACUCCAUGCUGUCCAAGGACCACUUCUCCAAUGUCCUCAACGAGCCCGCCGGCAAGACCGCCACCGCCAUCGUCAAAUGGGUCGUCCCCCAGCUCAUGGACUGCUGGGACGACGAGCGCGCCGACGUCGGCCGCACCAUCAAUCGCAUCAUCGGCGGCGUCUUCCACCACCCCGCCCUGCGCGACCACGGGGAGGACGGCGCGCACGAGGGCCGCCAGAUCAUGUUCUGCACCGUGGAGGAGUGGUGGCGCGGCGAGUCCGAGCGGUCGCGCCAGGAUCUGCGCGGGAAGUUGAGCCGCGAGGGGGUCCAGGCCGGCCGCAAUCAUAAGGAGGGCGUGCACGACAAGGGGCACGGCUGUGGGAAACCGCUGGGUCUGCCGACCGCUGGGACGGCGACGAGCUCGGGCGCCAUUGGCGGUAUUCAGAACCUGUUGGGAGGUGGCGGUAGUGGAAGUGGACGCCCUGGAAAGUCUCCGAUGGACCAUGUUGGCAAGGCUGCGGGUGAGGCGGUUGGCGGAGGGGUCCUCGGCAGCAUGCUCGGAGGUCUUGUCGGCGAUGUUGGCGGGAGCCUACUCUCUGGUGCCUUCGACAAGCCGAAGGACGAGCAUAAGAAGUCGAAGAAGAAGGAGCAUCAUGACGAUGGCAGCUACACGACCAAGUACAGCGAGUCGGGGCAUCAUCAGGGUGGACGGUACGACGACAAAAGCCGCCAUGAACAGGCGGAGUAUCGCCACACGGAAUAUCCAAGCGGCGGUCACCGUGAGGAGUACAGCAGCCAUACUCAGACCAGCUACAGUGGAUCUACUCGUUCAUACCAGACCGAAUCUCGGUACGUCUUCCCCCGCAGCUAA